UUUCUUCAGUCCCCAUACGAUUAAUUGAUUUAUUAGACUUAGGUUGAAAGUGGAUAUUUUUAGCCGAAUUCCCCACAUCAGCAGCCUGCCCGUUGCUCGCUCUUCCCAAGCCUUUAGCGCAGUCGGAAUCAGCUGAUCAAUACAAGCCCUCAGGCUGGAGGGAUCCGAUGUGAGGGCUUGCCACAAACGCACGAUUUUCCAUCUGACGAAGUGGUCAUUCUAUAACAGCCAGUCCGGUCACUAAGCAUCAGCGUUCACCUCCAUCACUUCCGGGUUCCUGGAAGUCUUCGAGGAAGGAGCGACCAAACUACGUGCAUAUUGGUUGCUUCAGAUGCGCCGAGAUCUUCCGCGGAGGAACACAAACUAUCAGCUGCAGUGACACGGUGACCUCGUCACAACUGGAUGAGUUCUAGCCAGUCCGCUCUUAUAUGUCGUUGUUGCGUCCUAUUCCAGAGCGUGCUGUCCAGGUGUACUAGAAGAGAAGUCAACUUUUACAGAUACGAGCUGAACUGAAGAUGAGCGGCUGUAAAGUUGUGUUCGCUGCCGAUCUAAGUGAUCAUAGUGACUACGCGUUCCACUGGUACAUUGACAACUUCCAUCACCCAGACAACAAGGUGAUAAUUGCCACCUGUCCGGAGUACUCUGUGGGGUCGGGAGAUUCGUCCCCGGCCCGGAUCGAGGAGAUGAUCCUGGAGGUGAACGGCAAGACCGAGCAGCUGAAGGCCAAAUACCUGGAAGAGAUGAACAAGUAUGGGGUGACAGGCGAGGUGAUGGUUCUCGAUGACAACAAGCCAGGCCACGCCAUCUGCAAUCUGGUUAAGAAGAUGGACGCUACGUACGUGGUGACCGGCACGAGAGGUCAUGGUAAAAUCCGACGUACCAUUCUCGGCAGCGUCAGCGACUACAUCCUCCAUCAUUCGCAAGCGCCGGUGUUGGUGUGUAGGCACAAGGGCGGUGACAAACCCAGGCCUAGUCACUAGGCGAUGUAGUCCGCCGUCAGUGGUGGACGGUGACUGCAUGAACUUGUUGAGGGCGGGGAUACUGUAUGUGGCGGCACUACUUCCGCUGCACUGAUGCUGUUGAUGAUGUUGAUGAUGUUGAUGAUGUUAUUGUUACUUCUCACUCACCCCGCCUCAUCCACUCUAGAUCUUUAACCUACUUUAACCAUGAAACAUACAAAACACGGAUACAUUCGGGUUGAAUUGGCCCCAAGCAACCUAAGCUUGUUGUAGGAGUUGACUAAAAGGAUCGGGUGGUCAGAAUCAGUGACUUGGUUGAUGUCGAGUUAACGUACCCCGACGGCGUGACUCGUUGCUCACAAUAUCAAUCACUGGAAGUUCUGGAAUAUUGACGUGUUCAACAUCAGACAAACAACCAAAACAUGGAUUUCAUAAUAUGUCAGGCUUUUGUUUGCAAUGAACUGACCAAUUUCAUAAGAAUUCUCACCUUAGACCACGCUACCGCUACACCAACGAUCUAAGGACAUCCCGUUGUAGGUCACGUCGGAACGAUAUUUCGCGAACUUUGACCGACCAAUGAAAUGACUAACAUGAAGUCGACAUUAGCCAAUCAGAAAUUAUCUUUCUCGAGCUUUACGGCACCAAAUGGCGACUUCCGUGACGGACUCCUUUUUGAUAAAUCCUUUGACAAAUUUCUCGAUUCAGUUUGAAAAGUGAACAAUUCUGGACACUGUAAGGCAGUACGUACCACGGACUAUGGAAAGUACCUUCCGUUUCAAGUUAUAUCCUAAGAUGCGAGUGGUAGAUUAUGUCUACCAUUCGGAAUCAGUCGUACGCCGUAACUGUCGUUCGGAAUACCCCAUAUUAACCUUCUCGAGGUUGCGUGAUUAAAAACACAUCGGGACUUUCGCUAUCGCGAUCUCGUCUAGCGACGUUCUGUUUAAAUAGUCGGUCGUUCCUUGUUCCUGGGAUAUCCUCAGAUCUUUGUGGAGCUGUAGCGAGCACUGAUUUUAAUGAAAUUGUGAACUGACUGGGCUCUUGCGCUUACAAGAAGGUCCAGCCAGACACCACUGUGUCACACUUACAGGCCCUACACAAUCUCCAUAUGAGGAUAAGUGACGUUCCUAAGAUUAACCUGAAAAUGUCUUCAUGUUUCACUUGAGCCCUGAAAAUGUCAGCUUUAGAUCAAAUAACUCAAUUCAUUGACAUUUAACUUACAUAACGAUGCUUCACUUGACAGACUGUUUUAUCAUGUACCUGAAAAGAAAUUUCUUCAAAAAGGGCUUCUACCAUAUGAGACCCACCAGGAGAAUAGGGACCUUAUGGAUGCUAGGAUACAAUUGUGCUGUGACGUCACAAAGAAAGACGUUUAACGUCAACUUAAUUACGUAAAAAUCGCCAUGUGUGCGGAAUGUACAAAAUAUCGCAUUUUUCUCUUGAGUUCGUACUUAUGUAUUAUUAAUAUUAUUAUUAUUAUUAUUAUUAUUAUUAUUAUUAUUAUUAUUUCAAAACAUUUCAGCAUACAUAUCUACUUUCCAUUGAUCAGACAUAAUAUCUAGAAACUGCAAUGCUUACAGUUUUACGCCUGAAAAUGGGACUUUGCAGAUAAUGAGUCCAAAUGUUGGAUGCCGUGUAUCUCUGUAAUAAAUAUGAAUUGAAGCUUG
Haliotis rufescens (red abalone) is the source of this 2623-nucleotide messenger RNA. RefSeq names its product universal stress protein PHOS32-like. NCBI's taxonomy places the organism in Eukaryota, Metazoa, Mollusca, Gastropoda, Lepetellida, Haliotidae. Bases 516 to 980 code for a protein of 154 amino acids. The record is from RefSeq and is a predicted model, not a curated record. The transcript has 5 exons.